This is a messenger RNA of Nymphalis io (European peacock), 4930 nucleotides long. RefSeq names its product protein arginine N-methyltransferase 1 (gene Art1). Bases 260 to 1336 code for a protein of 358 amino acids. Gene Ontology annotation, biological process: peptidyl-arginine methylation. The record is from RefSeq and is a predicted model, not a curated record. Gene Ontology annotation, cellular component: nucleus. Lineage: Eukaryota; Metazoa; Arthropoda; Insecta; Lepidoptera; Nymphalidae. Gene Ontology annotation, molecular function: protein-arginine N-methyltransferase activity. The transcript has 8 exons.
UUCAACUCGUUUUCGAAGAGGAGUUAGUUUCUUUUAUUCUUUGUAUUAACUAUUUUAAGAGAUUUAGCUUAUGUAUUGUGAUAUUUACUUUAUAAAUCUCCUAUUAGUUAUUGUAGUUAAGUAAUUGUAAGGUAUUGAAACCAGUUACCUAAAGUAGGAAUACUCGUUACUUUUCGUCUGUGACAGAUCGAUUUGGCGUACUUUAUAAGUUGCAGGUUAUAUACGCUUUAUAUUGUUUUCCGACUGUGUAUUAGUUAAAAUGGAUAUGGAGAGCAUGGAUGUCGCGCAAGAGAGCACGUCGACGGCAUCGACGCCUGCAACGGAAAAUGGACCUGAUAAAAACGUGACGGCAGAAGAGAUGACUUCUCGGGAUUAUUAUUUCGACUCGUACGCACAUUUUGGUAUUCACGAAGAAAUGUUAAAAGAUGAAGUCCGUACCCUCACAUACAGAAACGCUAUGUAUCAUAAUAAGCAUCUUUUUAAGGGAAAAACAGUUCUAGACAUCGGCUGUGGGACAGGUAUCCUGUCCAUGUUUGCUGCGAAGGCUGGUGCAGCGAAGGUUAUCGCAGUAGAGUGUUCGAACAUAGUAGACUAUGCUCGGAAAAUCGUUGAGGCUAACAGACUUCAUGAUGUGAUAGAAAUUGUUAAAGGAAAGGUAGAAGAAGUUAAUUUGCCAGUGGACAAGGUAGACAUAAUAAUAUCAGAAUGGAUGGGCUAUUGUCUGUUCUAUGAGAGCAUGUUAGAUACAGUUCUUUACGCACGGGACAAGUGGCUGAAGCCUGAUGGUAUGCUGUUCCCGGAUAGAUGCACAUUGUUUAUUUGUGGAAUCGAAGAUCGUCAGUACAAGGAUGAGAAGAUUAACUGGUGGGAUGAUGUAUACGGUUUUGAUAUGUCCUCAAUAAGGAAAGUCGCUAUUUCCGAACCACUUGUUGAUGUGGUUGAUGCUAAGCAGGUUGUUACAAAUUCUUGCCUAUUGAAAGAAAUUGAUUUAUACACCGUCAAGAAGGAAGACCUGAACUUUGAAUCCAAGUUCCACCUUCAAGUGCGCCGUAAUGAUUUUAUCCAAGCCUUGGUGACAUUCUUCAAUGUAGAGUUCACCAAGUCGCAUAAGCGGUUGGGUUUCAGUACCGCUCCCGAGGCGCCCUACACUCACUGGAAGCAAACUGUCUUCUACUUUGAUGAGUACAUGACGGUGAAAAAAGGUGAAGAAAUAACGGGAACAUUCUCAAUGCGUCAGAACGCUCGUAACAACCGUGACCUGGACUUUGAGGUGGAAAUCUCAUUCAAAGGCGAGCUGUGCCAGGUCCAGGAGAAGAAUCACUACAGGAUGCGCUGAAAAACAUUACAGUGCAUAGACAUGACCGUAACAAUAUGACCGUUAAAUAAAGUUUAUUGUAAUUUCUACUCGGAAAUUAAUGAAUAAGGAAAAGAUAUUGGAGUGUGUACUUGCAAAGUGUUCUAACAUUAUUCUUAAACGAUUUUAAAACAUCCCCAAAAUAUAAAACUAGUUGAAAUAUUGACAAAAAAAACUUCUGUGAAGUUUAAGAAAAUAUAAAUAUUUAAUGGUAUAAUGUUAAAUUUUUAUUUAAUAGAAAUUGACAAGAUUUUGUUAAAAUACUAUUCAAUUACACAGCUUGUCCAAUCCAUACUUCAUCAUUGAUUUUAAUUUAAGAGCAGUAAUGUAUCGUAUUAUGUAGAAGAUGCAUAUUUAAAAAAACUUGAUAAAAUAUAGUAUCUCAACGAAGGCUUUGUCAAGUGAACAAGGGGAAUAUUUUGCAUUAAUAAGAUAUCGCCUUGUGCUGUUUGGAAUGUUAUAAAUUCACUAGUUAUUAUCGAUUUUAUACAAUACAUUUUUAUAAGUAUUAUAUUAUAAUAUUAAUAGUUUGUACAUGUUAAAAUGGUCAUUUUCUAACAAACCUUAUAAAUAUUAUAAUCAUAACUGUAGACAUGAUCAGUCACAUCUUUAGAAUUAAAUUUAGUUUAUGGGCAAUUUUGUUGAUGGUUUAAAAUACGUAGUGAAAAUCUCAAUUAUUAAUAUAAGGGGUUGAAUACACUUAUGUAAUAAAACAAAUGACCAGCUGCAAUGUGAGUUUUGUUUGUAUUGUUGGAGCUUAAAAAUUUCUGACAUUCUAUUGCCAUAAUUGUAAUUUAAUUGCAGAGGUGUCUUCAAUCCCUAUGAUCGUAAACAAUAGCAUUUUACAUCAUCAAUAUAUUAUAACAUCAAUUUGAUUGUUAUAAUUUAUCUGCCAUUCAGAAAUCUAGAAGAAUCUGUCUACAAUCUCGCUAUUAUUUUUAAUAUAUCAAUUUACAUUUACUUCAUAUUGAAGAAGCCUGAAGGUAAUUGUUAAACUCCAAAUCUGACAAAAUCUGUAUUCACUGAUUUUAUAGCAAUGUGAUUUAGGCAUGACAUGACUUAUACAUAUUUUGGGUAUAAAUAAAUAAUAGUUAAUCGACGUUUUUUAAAAAAAGCUUUUGUAUAGAAAGAUUGUUGUUAAUACUGUUGACCUUUGAGUUUGUCUAGAUUUCAUUCUGGGUCAUGCUUUCUUUAAAAAUGCUUUGUCAUCGGAACUGAAUCAACUUCAACAACUCAGCUCAAUAAUAAAAGCAACUCAAUAAUUAAGCUGAGUAAAAAGCCUAAUAACCUAAAUAAACAAAUUUGCAAAUUAAAUGUCUCGUAAAUGAGAUUGAAGGAUUAACAUUAUCAUUAUCAACUAUAUAUAUAUGUGAGAAAAUAGUAUAAACCUAAAACGUGUUUUAAGUUUUUAUUGUAAAUUCAUUGGAAUAUGAAUUAAAUCAAAACCAACAAUUUCAAAUGGGUUUGAAGUCGAAGCUAAAUAGUUUUGUUGUUUUUAAGAAAAAUUAAAACUUUAAAUACCUAAGUACUCAUACUCGAAUGUAUUAAAUAUCCAUCUUAAACAUUAUAAUUUAUAACAUGAUUAUACCAUCGGUUACAUCUGCCAGUAAACUGCAAAAGUAUUUCAUGUUAUAAAAAAAAAUGCUGUGGGACUUUUGCGGCCUGCUAUUAGACUUUUUUUUUAAAACAAUCGCUAAUAGAGGAUACAUUUUCUGUAUGCAAACAUGUAUAUGAAAUGUCAUAAUGCUGUACGUUUUAAAAUAAACACCUUGAUAUGAGUACCCAGUUACCUUGUCGCACUGAGACGGUUCAACAGACGAUAGGUAGGGAAAGAAAUGGCACAUUAAUAAACUUGGAGAUGUAUUCUACUUCCAUAUUUCGAUUCUGCCUACGAAAUAUUUUGACAUGACAGGAUAAGUGAGUGAAAAUAUUUAUUUUUCCCACCUAUAUUAUGAUGUCUGCAUGACAAGCUAACAUUAUGAGCAACUGUUGUUACGUAAAUAAAAAAGUUUUGAAAAUAAACCUAAACCAAAUUAUAAUAUUGUAACAAUAUUUUGCCCUAAUAACAAGUUAUUAGCCAUCUAAACGGUUUUUAGUGUUAAUCAAGUCAUAUUGUUACGAGGACUUGUACCUCAGCCUAUGAAACUAGACAUAAAAAAAUCUAGAUAAAUAAUUAAAGGCCAAAACACGAUUUGAAAUAAGCUUCAUUUUAUUAAACUGUAGCAAAAUGUGAUGUUUUGCACCGAUUAUGUAAGAAAUGAUAGUUUUUGUAUCUUAGAAUUAAGUAAAACUAAUUUUACGGUUUUUGUCGCAUUUUUAUUUAUGAAAUGAUUUGAAUGUUGAUCCUUUCCGUAUGAAUGUGUUGCAUUAAAUGCAUUUCGACACCUACCUGUUAUUACCAAAACACUAGUGUUACCCGAUUAAUUUCGUGAAAAAAAUAAUUUGUUUAAAUAUUCCUUUUUUUUUGCUUUACGUCAUGGUCACGACGAUUAAAUAUAUUAUUGUUUAGAAGUUUUAUUUGUAUAUUAGUGUAUAUUUUUAAAAGUGGUAAUAAUAGUUUGCAGGUAUUUACUAUCUGUAAAACUAUUUUUUUAUUAAAACAAAUAAAAACAGAUAAGUAUGAUGUAUGUAACAUUAAAAAUAAAAGUUGCGAUAAUUAACUGUGAACAUAGUUUUAUUUAAUUAGUUAUAGAAAAUUAAUUAAACAUGAAUAAACGAUAGCUUGUACUGGCCAUUAAUAUUUUUAUAGGAUUUUUUAAAUAACUUCAGUUAUGUACUACGGAAUAAGUAUUAGAAUUUUUUGUAACCGUGUGGAAGUAUAUCAGUAAAUAUUGAGAUUGUAAAUGAAGUGAAUACUAUAAUUUGACUACUUCAUUAUGCGACAGCUUUAAGCUAGUUUAUAUACGCCACACAUAAAUAAGCGGUUAUUUAAACUGCCAAAUUAACCAUUCCUAUCAUUUCACAAAGUGUUGCAAAUUUAUUAUUAAAAAAAUUAAAAACAAGCUUCUGACCUCACCUUAGUAUCUGUGGAUGAAAUCUUGCGACCCAAUUAUAAACCAGAAAAUAUUAAUAAAAAAUUGAGUUGUAGUUUUAUAAUUUUUAAAGAGUUUUGGUGCUAGGGACAAUUCAAUCUUAACUAAAUUGAAUUCGUUUUCGAACAUUGAUUAAAAGAGGCUUGUUUUUAAUUAAGUUUUUUUAAAAAGUUAAUGAUAAUCACACGAUAUAAAGACUUAAAUCAGUGAAAAAUGUGUGGCGUUCCAUAAAUAAGAAUUUUCGACUAAAAAGUGACCGUUUAAUAGAAUAACUUUUUAAAUAGAAGACAUCAGCUCUCUUUAUUUUAACGUGAAAUAAUUUUUGAUAACAAAAUUGAAACGAUUGGAUACAAACAAAAAAAUAUUGUAAUAAAAGUAAAGUUUCAACGGACAUAAGAAAAAUGUUUAUUUUCUUUAAAACUUACUAAAUUUUCAACAGAGUUGUUUUUUUUAAACGGAGCACGUUUUUAUGAGUAGUGUUUAGAGGUGCAUGUUAUCUAAGUGAACGUAUUAAGAUAUGUGGUGCAUAAAUGAGUCAGCCUCA